GACGGAAAAGCAGUGCGACAUAUAAACAACUCGAGGCUUUAAACAAGGAAUAUUUGAUUGACAACAGGGAUGUAAUAAUGGGAAAGUAGAAGCUGAAGGAGGGGAAAACUCCCGGUUUGUGCAGUCAUGGCUUCUGAACUCCACGAAGCCAUUUUUAUGGCCAAACAAGAGAGACACAAGAAUCUUUUCCUGAACUACAGGAACCUCAAUAAUUUCCCUGUAGAGCUGCUGAAAGAUGAAGGCAUGCAGUUCCUCGAGCGUCUCUUCAUGAAGAGAAAUUCCCUCACCACACUGCCGGAGAAUCUGGCUCAGAAAAUUCCCAACCUCAUUGAACUCUACCUGCACUCUAACAGCAUUGCAAUAAUUCCUCAAGCGAUCGGUGAGCUGGUGAAGCUGCAGUCACUGGAUCUGAGUGACAACGCUCUGCAAAUCAUCUGCCCAGAGAUUGGUCAGCUGCGCUCAUUACGACAUCUGCGAUUGGCCAACAAUCAACUCAAAUUCCUCCCGCAAGAGCUGGGAGAUUUGCGAGAGCUGGAGACUCUGGACGUAUCGAUGAAUCUCCUGAGGACUCUUCCUGAGCGUCUCCAUCAGUGUGAGUCUCUGCAGUGUCUGACGGCGGACCGAAACCUGCUGCACUGCCUCCCUCGCCAGCUCUGCCUGCUGCCCAACCUCAAUGAGCUCUCCAUGGCUGCCAACUGCCUGACAUCACUUCCUCUCGAUCUGGGACGCUCCAUGGAGCUGCAGUUUGUGUUCGUAGACAACAAUGCUCAUCUAAAGGGUCUCCCAUCGUAUCUUUAUAACAAAGUCAUUGGCUGCAGUGGAUGUGGUCUGGCUCUGCAGAUCUCGGACGUGAAGCAGCUCUGCUUGACUUUGGGAGAUGUGACUGUUCCUCUGCCCUCUGAAGUGAAGGUCAUCGGCUCUGAGUCUGAGGGAGUGCUGCCUCUAGAAGAGCUGGCCUGCAGGGUCUUACAUGCGGCCUACGACUGGACAAGUAAAGAUGUGAAGCUCCGGACUCCGUUCCUGAUGCCCAAGAGUCUGCUGGAUGUGGUUCAGUGGCCUCUGGGUCACUGUCACCGCUGCAGUCAGCCCAUGUUCACCAUCAUCUACCCUAAACUCUUCCCUCUCAGAGAAACUGCCCUCGCUGGAGUGCACAGGAGAAGCACAGUGAGUUUUGUAGCGUACUGCUGCUCCAGCCGGUGUAUGAGCACGUUUGACCUGCAGGCCUGACGAUGGGCCUUCAUCAACACUCAUCUUUUAUCUUCACUGAGGACUUGAAGAAUCUCAAAUCAGACAGACAGACAGAGAAAACUGACACCUGUCUGAGUUUCAGAAACACACCCCACUGUUCCACAUCCUGAAAAACAAAACCCGCAUUCGGGUAAACCUAAUGACAUUUCACAAAUGAAUGUAGAAUGAGAGUCGAAGUAUUGUUUGUUUUGGGAUUAUUACGGUUUACUGUAACCAAAAUGUUGCAUACUGUACUGUUUAUUCUAGUGCUGUUCAAUAGUUAAUCGUGACUAAUUGUGUACAAAUUAAGAGUUUGUAUUUACAUAUGUAAAUAUGUGUGUAUAUUUAUUAUGUAUAUAGACAUGGACACACAUUCAUAUAUUUACUUUGCAUAUAUUUAUAAAUAAUUUUAUGUCAUAUAUAAAUAUUUCAUGUAUUAAUAUUUUGUAAAAAAAAAAAAUCUUUAUGUAUACAUGGAUGUGCUGUACACACAAUUAUUACGUACAUGCAAGCUACAUUUUGUAUGCAAUUAGACACGAUUAAUUGUUAAACGGCAGAGAAUCAAAAUGCUCUUUCAGAUAGGGUUGUUUUGAGAGUAUUAUGGUAUACUGUAACCAAAAAGUUGCAUACUGUAUCAUUUAUUCUGUUUCAGAGUAGUGCUGUUCAAUAUUAAUCGUGACUAACUGCAAACAAAUUAAAAGUUUGUAUUUACAUAA
This is a messenger RNA of Danio aesculapii, 1943 nucleotides long. It is a transcript of the gene lrrc28, whose product is annotated as leucine rich repeat containing 28. Lineage: Eukaryota; Metazoa; Chordata; Actinopteri; Cypriniformes; Danionidae. The record is from RefSeq and is a predicted model, not a curated record. Bases 127 to 1227 code for a protein of 366 amino acids. The transcript has 10 exons. Gene Ontology annotation, molecular function: protein binding.